CCGGUGUGCUGGUGUUUUGGUUCGAUCUGGCAGCACAGUCGUGCCAUGUAACUGAAAAGAAGUGCGGUGCUUAAACUUAAUAUUAGAUUGUGAUUGCUCAGGAUUGUGAUAUGAAACGAUUAACGAAACGUCCAGCCAAAGAGUGUGCAAAGCUAUGUUCCAAACAGCCUUCAAGUACUACAAAUCGAGAAAUCCGCCACCUUCGUUCGAGGAUGUGCUGCUGAUCGGUAGCGACCAUCCAAACCUGAAGCCAGUUCGGGUAGACGACAUCGAUGGGCAAUGUUUCGCGGGCCUGCUGUCACCGAGCGAAUGGAAGGUGCACGAACUGACCGGCCGACCCGGCCUGCUCGUCGUGGCCAAUCCGUUCACUGCCGAGGCACAGCGGCAGUGGAUGACGCGUAGCUUGGCCGACUAUCCGAACCCGCCCAACACCACCAACCAGAGCGGUGUGGGCCAGCGGGCGCGGGAUGCUGUCGGCAGCUGGUGGGAGCAGCUGCAAACCAUACCGACCCCGGCCGAGCGGCGCACGUUCGCCAAAAGUUUGCGCUGGGCCACGCUGGGCUACCAGUACGACUGGACGAACAAGCUGUACGACGAGGCACGGCGCGAACCGUUCCCACCCGAGCUCGGUGCGCUGGUCCGGCACGUCGCGACCACCCUCGGUUACGAUCGCUUCUCGCCGGAGGCGGCCAUCGUGAACUACUAUCCGGCCGGGGCGACACUAGCCGGCCACACGGACCACUCGGAGGACGAUCAAACGGCGCCCCUGUUUUCGUUCAGCUUCGGCCAGCCGGCAGUGUUUCUGAUCGGCGGCACUAGCCGCGAGGAGCAACCGGACGCCCUGCUGCUGCGGAGCGGCGACAUUGUCGUUAUGACGGGGGCGAGCCGGCUCUGCUAUCAUGCGGUGCCGCGCGUUUGUAUCGACGCGGAGCUGCCCGAGGGCCUGGGCUGCAGUGCGGCACGGUGGGCAGUGUUGGGUGCGGAGCGGCAGGACGCGGUGCAGUGGGGCGCUGCCGUCGAGGAGUACAUGCGGCACAGUCGCAUCAACAUAAACGUUCGGCAAGUGUUGCGGGAAAACCAGCAGACGCUGCAGCGGUCCGGGUUGGGCUGAGCAGUGGGAGAGCUGUUAAAGUGUGUGUGUUAAAAUGCUAUAAAUGCAUUGGUAACCAGCCGAUCAAGUAGUAUCGAUUGCUUUAACGAUAAUCUCACACGCUUGCCGGAUGAUGUGAUGUGGCAAGACGAGCCAAUCGAUUAAGGGAUUCUUCAUAUAAGAAAGGUAGUUUUUACGCUACAGAGAGCUCAGAGGAGAUUAGGUUACAUCGGCGAGCAGGAAGAAAAUGCAAUUACUUGUUAACGUACAACUUCGGCAUUGUAUAUGCUUUACAAACAAGCCUCGUUAUAUCCUGGCUACACCUGACGAUGGAUCGAUUUAUCUCAAUCUGCUUUGAAAGAGCUGCAGCAGCAUACUCCAUUCUGCCUUCAUUGCAGCGUGUUAGCUUGUUGCUGAAAAUGCAGCAACAUUUCUUUCAUAUUGUGCACAUAAACCUGCUGAAGGCCCCGAUGCACUGUGGACACGCAGACCGGGAUAGAAAGAGGUAUUUUUGCUUUAAAUUACUAAUUACAGUAAGCAAGCCAAAACAUAAGGUUUCCUAAAACCCGUAACUUCGGAUCGAAAUUGUUUUUAAAUCGGUUAAAAAACUAGACGUAUGAAAUUAACCUCUUUAAACGACAAUAUUUCUGCCGCUACGGCUCUGAAUUCGCGAACCUUGAACCUGUAACCUUGAACCGCACCUGUAACACGGUGAAAAUAAUGCAUUAGAAACUGUUAGCAAAGCGUUAAACUAUCAGAAUGAUUCAAAUUAGGUUAAAUGCUAGCUUCAUUAGAAUAUACAACCUUUCUCCAAUAGAAAAUGUUAAAAUCUGCUAACAGCAUAUUUCCAUCCCAGCGUUUUUCAGGGUGCAAUGGUGGCCGAUGGUACAACGAUUCUUUUUUUCCUCUUUUUUUUUUGAAGUACUGCAGAGUCACUAAUCAGGUUAUUAGGUGCGUCUAUGCGUCGUUUGAAGCGAUACAAAGCAGGGUGAGCUCGGAAAUGGUUGAAUCUGAAACUGGUUUAUUACUGUUAGCAAAAAAUCGAGUAACAUUUUUCUUUUAAUUUUACCAUCAAACUGUCCAGCGUACGUGAUUUAUUUUUGAAUGUUUUUAUGUAUUAUUUUGUAAAAAAAAAAACAAAAUAAGCACAGUAACCCUGUACCAACCACUAAUAUCGUACGCUAGAGCGCUGGUUGCGGCUCUCGCUAACGGCCGAAUGCAUUCAACGCGUCCGAUGAAUUGUGCAAAUGUGCAACACCACCCCACAAAUGCACAAACGCGCGCGCGCUAAAAUAUUAAUGAAACAUUAUGCUAAUAGCAUCGGCGGGCGCCGAAAUGAUGGGAUUAUCAUUGCUCGGGCGGAAGCACCUCGUUGCAGGAGUUCGUGCCGCCGGAAGCUAAUAAUGGCAUAAUUGCAAAGGAGCGGCGGAAUGGAGAGCAAAAUAGGAUUUGCUGCGAAUUAAUAAAAUUAGGAAAAUUUUCCGGACAUCUUUAUUGGGGGCCAAGAGAAAAUAGAAAAUAGAUACGGUUUUGCAAUGCAAGGGUUUGCAAGCUCUUUCCUUUUAGAUGAAAACAGAGAUGCGGUCGAUUGUACAUACAUGACAAAUCGAUUCCAAGAUCUGUUUUCAAUGACAAACAGUUUAACAUAUUUUUUUUUUAUAUUUGAAGUUGAUUUGAGGAAAUGAGAUCAUUUCAUACUCAUUUAGCUAACACUUUGCGUUAGACUUGCACGGCUUCAAAGAGGCUAACAGAAAACUCAUAAAAAUUGGCCCAGUGAUCCAUCUCGUUUAAGUAAUGGGCGAAGGACUACUAAGGGGUCAUCCAGAGCUUACGUAACGCUUACCAUAACGUGUAGCGCUGAAAGGUAGCGACUCACCUUUAAAGAUUUCAAUUUAAGAUUUGCAAUUCAACAAAACAUCAAAGGGCGAAGGGGUUAUCCAAAGCUUACGUAACGUUAGCAAUUAAAUGUAACACAAGAAUCAACUUCUUUCUAACUCAAACUCGCUAGAAGGGAUCGUAAUGGGGGUUGUCCUUAAGUUACGUAAUACCAAUAAUGCAAUGCAAUGCAACCCGUGGCGAUCCUGUGGCACAAAGUCGUGAGCACAAGCCUCGUAUGGACCGUCCCCUCGUGGCAUGGCCUCUCGAAGGCAAGAUAAAAGCGUGACAUUUAAAAACUCUCCAAAGCUUGUAUACGCCGGCAUGAUCGCGUAGGUCGCUAAGCCAAAACAAAAAGAAGGAUGUAUUGUAACACACAUUCCCUCCCCGUAAAACCGUACCAUAAAUGCUUCCCCGCAGUGGCUCCGACGAACUUAAGAUUUGCAAGAUAAAAUCUAGCCUACCAAGACGCAUAGAAGUUCGUACUUUGUUUUGGGCAAGCUUUAGCUUCCCUUACAGAUCGAGAGGGCUCCAUGCUGGGAGUGAGAGGGUGCAGACCGCUCGGAAGUGUCUCCGACUCUGCCCCCAUCGUGCCCGUGUCGAUAGUAAGCUGAUCGUGAUAAAUUAGACGCAGGCAGCCGGCCACGAACUACGCCUUCAAUUAAUGAAUUAUG
Anopheles merus is the source of this 3639-nucleotide messenger RNA. It is a transcript of the gene AlkB, whose product is annotated as nucleic acid dioxygenase ALKBH1. The transcript has 4 exons. Gene Ontology annotation, cellular component: nucleus; cytoplasm. The record is from RefSeq and is a predicted model, not a curated record. The coding region runs from base 155 to 1111 and encodes 318 amino acids. Gene Ontology annotation, molecular function: ferrous iron binding; oxidative RNA demethylase activity; broad specificity oxidative DNA demethylase activity. Gene Ontology annotation, biological process: oxidative RNA demethylation. Lineage: Eukaryota; Metazoa; Arthropoda; Insecta; Diptera; Culicidae.